Molecule: messenger RNA, 507 nt
Organism: Trachymyrmex septentrionalis
Lineage: Eukaryota; Metazoa; Arthropoda; Insecta; Hymenoptera; Formicidae
Exons: 4
Coding region: 1-507 (168 amino acids)
Source: RefSeq, a predicted model, not a curated record
AUGUCUGGUGAAUACAGCGGGUUGGGUAAAACUUCUCAAUUGAGUGUUUCCAAAGUCAAUUACAAAGAUCAUUUUGUACAAGGAGGCCCUUUUGGAUCUGAAGGUGAUGAUGCCAAUCCAGUAUGUGAUAACUGGUUAGCUAGUAAUCCAGGAAAAACUGUAUUUAUUUAUCACAUUCCAGCAAUAGUAAAAACUGCAUUACCUCUGGCGACAACUUCAACAAAUAUUCAAACAGGUUUCCGCGUCUCAGGAAUAUCUCCUCUAAAUGAAAAUAUAUUUCCUGAAAGUGAAUUCUUAGGAUCUUAUUUGACCGAUAGAGAAAAUAUUUCUUCUAUUAUCAAAGCUGAGAACGAUGAACUUUCUGUCCAGGAAAAUAUCGAUCUUUUAGAUAACGAGAAAAAUAUGGAUUUUUCAGUUAUCAAGGAAAAUAUCGAUUUUUCAGCUGCCCAGAAAAAUAUCGAUCUUUCAUCUAUCAAGGAAAAUGUCAACCUAUCUUCAAUUUUAUAA